This is a messenger RNA of Closterium sp. NIES-65, 303 nucleotides long. The record is from the annotation of a GenBank genome assembly. Lineage: Eukaryota; Viridiplantae; Streptophyta; Zygnematophyceae; Desmidiales; Closteriaceae.
AUGCUGACCCCACUGGGGGCAAGGGCGCGGGUGGAGCUGGCGGGGGCGGUGGCGGUGGAGGUGGAGGCGGCGGAGGGAGUGGGGGUGGCGGUGGAGGUGGUGGCGGGGGUGGGGGUACUAGUGGCGGCAGUGGAGGCGGAGGCGGCGGAGGCGGCGGCGUUACUGGCGGGGGCGGCGGUGGUGGCGGAGGUGGAGGAGGUGGAGGUGGUGGAGGUGGUCGUAGUGGCGCUUCGCAGCGGAGCAGCACUGGGGGUGGUCAGCGCCAGCAGCAGCAGCAGCAGCAGCGUUCUCGCGACGUACUAG